ACUUUAGAAAACCUUCCAGAACUUCUUAAAUCAUUUGAUGGUUUGAUUUCACCAAUUUCUCAAGGCAAAAUGCCUAGAUGGACGCAUCCAGGUGUUUACAAAUAUUUUAAAGAUGAUGGUAAAAAAUAUGAAAACGUUACUAAUUGUAGUACUGGAGCCGUGUUUUUGGAUACCGAUAAAACUCAACACAUAAUUGAUAAAUUAUAUGAAUGUGCUCUUAAAAAAAAAUGUAUAGCACCACGAGGCAGUAGUAGGAAAAACCAUCGACAAGAACAAGCUAUAUUUACCUAUCUUGUUACAAAUGACAACAGAAAAUGCAAAAUGGAAGCAAUGGAUUUGG
Racocetra persica is the source of this 340-nucleotide messenger RNA. The record is from the annotation of a GenBank genome assembly. Lineage: Eukaryota; Fungi; Glomeromycota; Glomeromycetes; Diversisporales; Gigasporaceae.